Cyprinodon tularosa is the source of this 2744-nucleotide messenger RNA. Its product is annotated as melanopsin-A-like. The transcript has 10 exons. Bases 92 to 1459 code for a protein of 455 amino acids. Gene Ontology annotation, cellular component: membrane. NCBI's taxonomy places the organism in Eukaryota, Metazoa, Chordata, Actinopteri, Cyprinodontiformes, Cyprinodontidae. Gene Ontology annotation, molecular function: G protein-coupled receptor activity. Gene Ontology annotation, biological process: visual perception; G protein-coupled receptor signaling pathway. The record is from RefSeq and is a predicted model, not a curated record.
CGUUCCCGGCCAUGCUUUUCCAACGGUGAACGUACCUGACCAUGCUCACUACACCAUCGGCGUUGUAAUACUGGCUGUGGGCAUCACAGGCAUGUUGGGAAACUUCCUGGUCAUAUAUGCUUUCAGCAGAAGUCGGAGUCUGAGGACGCCUUCUAACAUCUUCAUUAUCAACUUGGCAAUUACAGACUUCCUUAUGUGUGCCACUCAGUCACCUAUCUUUUUCAUUACAAGCAUGCAUAAACACUGGAUCUUUGGAAAGAAAGGGUGUGAACUAUAUGCUUUCUGUGGAGCACUGUUUGGUAUUUGCAGCAUGAUGACACUGAUGGUGAUUGCAGUGGACCGAUAUGUUGUCAUCACCAGGCCUCUGGCCUCUCUUGGAGCAAUGUCUCACAAAAAAGCUCUGUGCUUUGUCGCUGUUGCCUGGGUCUACUCCAUGGGCUGGAGCCUCCCACCCUUCUUUGGCUGGAGUGCCUACGUCCCAGAGGGUCUAAUGACUUCUUGCUCCUGGGACUACAUGACCUUCACCCCUUCCGUGCGCUCCUACACUAUGUUACUCUUCACUUUUGUUUUCUUUAUUCCUCUUUUUAUCAUCAUCUUCUGCUACUGCGGCAUUUUCAGAGCCAUCCGACACACAACACGAGCGAUAACAAAGAUCAACUGCAUAGGGAAAAGAGACUCUGCGAAGAAGUUCCAUAAAAUGAGGAGUGAAUGGAAGAUGGCAAAAAUCGCCUUAAUUGUCAUCUUGCUGUUUGUCAUCUCCUGGGCACCUUACUCUUGUGCAGCCCUGACCGCAUUUGCAGGGUACGCCGACAUGUUGACACCCUACAUGAAUUCUGUUCCAGCUGUGAUCGCCAAAGCUUCAGCUAUCCACAACCCCAUUAUAUACGCCAUCACACAUCCAAAAUACAGAUCAGCCAUCAGCAGAUAUGUACCAUACCUGGGUGUGCUGCUCUGCAUCCCUGGCAGAGACCGUUACAGCAGCAGCAGCCUCCAGUCCACACGACGAUCUACAUUGACCAGUCAAUCAGAGUGUAAAGGCACCGGCGGGCACCACAACUCUUCCCAGUCUGAGAGCGAAUCAGCGCACUUCUCGGACACCGAGGAGGACUGCUCAUCUCGGACUCCUGUCAGUCGUCACUUGUCUGCUGAUGUCAAACAGUUUCGCCAUACCAGCCAGAGAUCAAAGACUCUGACAGAGCCUGAAGACAUCUGCAUGAUGGAGAUCAACCGGCAGCCAACCAGUCAUCUACGUGCUAGUAUGGAUAGCAUGAGAAGGGAACCUGGACCAAAGACAAUUUCCAAGAACACGUCAUCCAUCAUUGUCACCUCCAUAUCUACCCCGUCCAUACUGCACAGUCCUCCUGGUUACCACGGGAGCCUAAAAGUGGCUAAAACUGUCACUCCGGUCAGUAAGGAGCUACUGGACAUCGCUAAACUGGAGACAACGGUGUUACCGUGAACAGGCUACAGUUUAGCACUGUGUCGUGCUGUCCCCCUUCUAGGGAGGAACUUGUAACCAUACUGUAUGCCAUUUGAUAGUUAUGGUAACUGGAAAAUUUUGCAUGCAGUUAAAAUGUAUUUAAAUCAAAAUGCCCAGGAAAUGUAGUCGAUGUGUGUCUGCACUAUAGGCAUGGGUCAUUCUCAGUCUAGAUAAAUACAUUCCAAGGUUCAGAAAGGUUGUGUGAAAUGUAUUACAGAUGAGGCACAAACUCAUCUGGAGUCACAGGAACAGAUUGAUCAGAAAAUGGAUGCUUCUGUCACCGUUUUAACGCUUUUAAUGCAUGAAGUUGUUUUUAAAGCCUUUGGUUAGGCUACAAUCAAUCCACAUGCUUCAACAAUAUGAACAAAACAACAUUUAACAUCAGUUCUGUUUAUUUCUUUCAUUUACAGUAGUCAUAUGGGUUUGUUUUUGGUUUUAGUUUUCUGUUUUAUUUCUUUCUUUUAUAAAAUUUGAAAAAAAUCAUAUACUUUAUCAUUGUUAUUUGCAGUCCAUGGAGGCAGUGUGCUUUAAUCAAGUCUUUUUGAAAUCUCCUGGUUGACCUUGACCUUUGCCUUGUGAGUGUUGAUGUUCUGUUUUUGAAGUGGUCUGACCAGCUUUCUUGCUCAGCUGUUGCUGUCGUCUCAAUGUAGGAUAAAGUAGGGAAGCCAGCCUCCACUUUUUCAUGGCACCAUUGUCACCUUUUUGGCAUUUUUUUCUUGUGGCAGAAAAUGCAGCUACAGCUAGGAAUUUACUCCCACUCACUUUUUUAAGAUAACAGAAUUUUCAAACUAAUGAUCUACCGCGUUAACUAGUAACAUACUAAGGCAGAUUGUUUGAAAACUAAAUUAGUAAUUUUGUGCAACAAGAAUGCUAAAUGUAGAUUUGGUCAGAAUUGACUUUUUGAGCAACUCACAUGCUUGGUUAGAAAAGAUCUUGAGCCGGUUUUUUGACUCAACACAUCUUACUUUUUUGCAUGCUGUGGACCCUGCUAGUUUACUUGUAGGUAGGUAGCAAUAGGAGCAUGAAGGAAAUUAUUGAAUAACAAAAAAGGUUUUAAACUGAAGGUAAUCAUUUGUUAGGAAACACUUAUAAAGCAAAGAAUACUUGGUCUAUAUGUGCAAAUCUUUAGCAGCAGGGAGCCCUCGCUCCAGGCUGGGACUGGGAACAAUUUUUGGCCCUGGCAUUUUUACAUCUACUUCGACCCCACAAAAAAUAGAAGCACAGUCAAACGCAUGCGUCUAAAAUUUGAAACACUAUACGAAUA